Copidosoma floridanum is the source of this 6197-nucleotide messenger RNA. RefSeq lists its product as uncharacterized. Gene Ontology annotation, molecular function: chitinase activity; chitin binding. Gene Ontology annotation, biological process: chitin catabolic process; carbohydrate metabolic process. Gene Ontology annotation, cellular component: extracellular region. The record is from RefSeq and is a predicted model, not a curated record. NCBI's taxonomy places the organism in Eukaryota, Metazoa, Arthropoda, Insecta, Hymenoptera, Encyrtidae.
AUGGAUUGGAAGAUGAUAGUUGGAAUCAGGAUACUGUUGUUGGUUCUACUCGCAGUUGCCGCAAAAAGUGAUAAUGGAGAAAAAAAGAUUGUGUGCUACUAUACAAAUUGGUCUGUGUACAGACCAGGAACUGCAAAGUAUUCGCCGCAAAAUAUUAAUCCAUAUCUUUGCACACAUUUAAUUUAUGCAUUUGGUGGAUUUACGAAAGAUAAUACCCUGAAGCCAUUCGAUAAAUAUCAAGAUGUUGACAAAGGAGGAUACGCAAAAUUUACUGGCCUAAAAACAUAUAACAAGGAAUUAAAAGUUUUAAUGGCAAUUGGAGGUUGGAAUGAAGGUUCUAAUCGGUUUUCCCCGAUGGUAGCUGAUCCUCAAAAAAGAAGAAAGUUCGUUAAAAAUGCUGUUAAAUUUCUUCGUCAAAAUCAUUUUGAUGGCUUGGAUCUUGAUUGGGAGUAUCCAGCAUUUAGAGAAGGUGGCAAGCCUCGAGAUCGAGAUAAUUAUGCGACAUUUGUACAGGAACUUUGGGAAGAAUUUGAAAAGGAAUCUUCAAAAACUGGAAAACCUCGGCUGUUACUCACAAUGGCUGUACCAGCAGGAAUCGAAUACAUUGACAAAGGCUACGACAUUCCGAAACUAAACGAAUAUUUGGAUUUUAUUAAUCUUCUCUCUUACGAUUACCAUUCUGCAUAUGAGCCAGCUGUCAACCAUCAUUCACCUCUUUAUCCACUUGAAGAAGAUAAUGAAUAUAAUUAUGACAAUGAGUUGACAAUAGAUUACACUGUUAAACAUUUGAUAAAAAGUGGUGCUGCACGUGAUAAAAUUGUUAUUGGUAUUCCAACUUAUGGAAGAUCAUACACUCUUUUUAACGAAGACGCAACGUCUCUCGGUUCGCCUGCGGAUGGUCCUGGUGAAGAAGGAGAAGCUACGAGAGAAAAAGGAUAUUUAGCUUACUAUGAAAUUUGUGAAGGUGUGGAAAAAGGCGAUUGGACCGUCGAAAAACCAAAUGCAAAAGCAAUGGGACCAUUUGCAUAUAAAGGGAAUCAGUGGGUAGGUUAUGAUGACGAAGAUAUUGUGCGAGCUAAAGCAAGAUAUUCAAACGAUAAUAAACUGGGUGGUGUAAUGUUUUGGUCAAUCGACAACGAUGAUUUCCGUGGUAAAUGUCACGGCCGUCCGUACCCAUUGAUAGAAGCUGCUAAAGAAGCUCUUUUCGAAGAAAGUGGGAAAGGAAAAGAAGAUGAAAGGCCUAAUGCUAUAAAUACGCGAAAAAGAAGCAGAGGUACUGAUUCUUCAAAAUCUAGUCCUCAACGUAAUUCUCAGAGAUCUUCCAGUAACUCCAGUAGGAAAACUACAGCCUCACGAUCAUCUUCCGAUAAAAAAUCACCUUCGAGAAGUAGGACUAAUUCUAGAUCGAGAAAUGAAAAAAAAUCAGACGAAGAACCAGUUGAUGAAACUAAUGAUUACGUGGAAGCUACAAAACUUACCAGUAAGACAUCAAGAUCGCAAACAAAUACAAAUAAAAGUCGUUUUAGAACACGAUCAAAUACAAAUGAUAAAGACAGUCGUAGCAAACAAACAACGUCGACUACUCAGAAACCACAAAAAAAUAGAUUGUCUACACCAGAGCCUCCAACGACACCUGAUCCAGGAAGCGACUUUAAAUGCGAGGAUGAAGGAUUUUUUUCUCAUCCUAGAGAUUGCAAAAAAUAUUUUUGGUGUCUUGACAGUGGACCAAGUGGUUUAGGAAUAGUAGCUAAUCAAUUUACUUGCCCAUCAGGACUAGUUUUCAAUAAAUUAGCAGAUUCUUGUGAUUAUGCACGUAAUGUGGUAUGUCCAAAAGUUAAACCUAAGUCAGCUUCAGAUACUACUACUGUCCAAACCACCACUACUACAAAAAAAGAAAAAAUUGAUGUUGAAGAAGAAGAGGAAGAAAAAGAAGAAGAAGAGGAAAAUGAAGAAUACGAAGACCACGAUAAUAUCAAGGAAGUAGACGAUACAAAAAUUAAGGAAGAAAACAAAAGGAAAGUAAUUACAACAACAGCUAGAUCACUAUUUUAUAAAACUAUAAGCCGAAACCGACCAACUAUUACAACUACAACUACACUCUCUCCAAAGGUCGGCUCUGCUCGGUUUUCUGAUGACAUGACAGAUGAAGAACAAGAUCCGAAAGUUAUUAAAGAAUUAAUUGAACUUAUAAAAAAAGCUGGAGGAAUUGAACAGCUUGAAAAACAAUUGGCACUACAGGAAAAGAGUGUAAGUUUUGGUGUAAAUCAGGAAAGCGGACAAGUUACUGCAGCUACUAUAAGUAAAAGCUUGUACGAAAGAGUUUUAAGUCAACAAUCUGGUAAAAACAACUUCUUCAAGAUACCCACUACAAGAUUAGCAAGCACUAAAAAGACUUAUGAAAUCGAAGAUAAGGAAGAUGAAAAUGGGGGAACAAAUAAAAAAUCAAAAGUCGAAUUUGCAAAUGGUCCGGGAAGAUUUCAAUUUGAAGGUUUAGAUGAAGUUCCUGAAGUCAAAAGUUUACGGAGACAUAAUUCUCCAAAAUACGUAACUAUAGAACGACAUAGUUCUUCAACACCACCGGCCAAAACUGAUGAUAUUGAGGAUGAAGACGAAGAUGAUGUUAUGGAAGAAGCAGAUAAUGAAGACGAAGCAUCGUCGGAAGAGAAACUAAUAAGCAAUUUUCCAGAGCAAUUUUCAUCGACAACGAGGUCUACGCCAGGAUACAUAAAUAUAAGACGAACAAGGCCUGUGACCACAACAGAAUUGUCUAGAAUUGACAACAAUGUUAAAGAAUCAACAUUUAAUGAAGAAGAGCCGCAAAAGCAACAUGUACGCAGAACUUCUUUCAGGCAUACUGAUCAGAUACAAAAAGAAAACACAGAAGACAGUAUGAACAUAAGAACAAGAUAUGUAAGCGCAAAUCGUUUUCGAAGUACUACUAUGGCACCGAUUGAGGAAUUUGAACAAAAAGUCAAACAAAAUAUUUUACCUGAAACAACACUGGACGAAAAUUUGUUAAAUAAAAUCACUACUACAGUUACACCGUUGGUUAAGGAACAAGCAGUUUUGAAAACUGAAACCACAAAACCAUUGGAAGAAGAAAGUCAGGAAUCAACAAAAACUAUGAAUACGGAUUUUAAUGACGAAAGUUACGUAACCUCAAAAUAUUCGACAACCCAACAAUUUUAUAGUGAAGACCCUGUGUACGCUAAAUCAACCAUAACUCCACAAUUUCACAACGAAGACUAUUUGAUUCAAUCUACCACCCCAAAAACUUUUAGUGAAAAUGAAGGAGAUCAUGUGACUGAAGGAAAAACUAUAACAGUAGCAGGAGAAUCUGGUAGAAUAAGUAUUUCUUCAUUUUCCACAGAAACACCAUCAACAGCCCGCAUUUUCGUAGACGACUUAUCGUCUACAUUGAAAUCUUCGAUUCCAUAUACCGAAGAAAAAUUUAUUAGCACUUACUAUACUACGAAGCAAAUACCUCAAUCGACCAUUUCUCUAAAUCCCAGUACUGUUGAUAAUAGUGUAACUGAAUCGGCAUCAAGUGCCACUAUUCCAACAAAAGUAAACUCAAGGGUAACCUCAGCUGCUGUAUCACAACCACGACCAUUCGGUUUUCCUCGUAGAUCAAGACCAACAACGGCAAGCACAACAAGCAUUUUUGAAACAACACAUAAUUCUGUAACAGCAUUUGAAUCAACCCCGAAAUUUAAGGUGAGUACUAACUCGAGAAAUUUAUCGCGGUCUACAACAAAAGCACCUAGAACACGUAAAAUAACGCGGACGCGAAAUCGAGAAAAAACAACAGUCACUGUUGAUGAUGAAAACAUACAGAUGAAAGAUGAAAAUUUCCAAAUAACUUUAGACUUACCGAAUAGUCAAAAAAAUAUUCCAGCGGGAAGUAGUUCCAGGACGGUUAACUCUAAUCGAGGCUCUAGUCGGUUCAAAUCUCAAAGACCUCGAGAAUCAAAUACAAAAAGUACUGCUGCUGUUGAAAAAGAAAUUAUGAGCGGUUCAACAGAAUUUCCUAGUAGAAGGCAGCGUAAACCACAAAAAUUUACUUCAACAACUACUUACAAUGAUGUAAAAAGUUCCCCAAUUGUAUCAACUGAAAAUUCGUCGAGAAGAAGAAACUCGUACAGAAUAUCACGAACAAAAUUGGACCAACAAACUGCAGAUACUUUUAAUAGUAGAGCUCAAACAUUAAAAACUGUAGACGAAUCAAAAGAAUCUAGGGUUUCAUCAAGUACGUUUACACCGUUAAUUACUCAAGCUACUUUCAAAAGUUCCGAUGUACGGUCUGAAAGUUUAAACGACGAUUCUAAAAAAACCACUAUUAAAAAACAUGAGUUAGAGUACGUAACUAAAAAAAUUCCUUUGAAAAUGGAAGAUAGAAAAGAUAGCUAUGAAAGUUCUGAAAAUGACAGUCAAAAUGUGGAAGACUCAACGCAAACUGAGACAACUCGGUUCUUAAUAGAAGUGACAGAACCAAUUCCAACCGAAAUAAUCACAAGUACAGUUGAAGAAGAAACAUUACAUUCUUUAGAAUCUUCACAAACAACUGCGCCUUCUUUUGGAUGGUACACUGAUUUGGUGUCAAUUGAUUACUUCAAAAGUGAUACUGAAAGUACUUUAUUUGAUACGACAACAGAGAGUAUAACUGAAAAAUUCUUAGCUCCUACUUCAAGUAGUUUAAGUAGUACCCAGACUACAGUGGACGAAAAAAGCACUGAAUCAUUUACUACUUUAGGGACAUUGAACCAAAGCAGUACAGAUUUUUUUUCUAAACCAACUCAAAGAACACGAAAAGUUUUAUUAAGAAAAAAGCCUUCAACACCAUCGAUAUUAUCUAGCUCUAUCGUGCCAUUUCUUGAUACAGAAGAAGAUGAUCAGAAAAAUCCAAAGCGUAGAAAAAUUAUUCGACGCUUACGACCUAUUCUAGAAACAACCUCUAAGUUAAAUGAGAACGAAUCUAUACAAAACCACUUGAAACAUGACCAAGAGAUGCCAUCACGUAGAAGAUUGUCCAACAAAACUUUGAUUUAUGAUAAUACAGACAACAAAACUAAUACAUUAGAUGAUUCCGUAACUUCGAAAACUUCUGCUCAAAGAUUUUACGUUCGAAAGAAAACACCAGCGCAAUUAGAUGAUACAUCUUCAAAACUUGCAGAAGAAAAUAUUAUAAAAAGAAAACGUGUUUCUGAACGUCGACGUGUAUACUCAACGCCAUCUGCAAAGCAAAUCAAUAACACGCACGUAAACGAUGAAAUCGAUAGUGAACUAAAAUUUAAACAAAAUACAGAAAAUGAGAACUCUAAAUUCAUAGAAGAAAAUAAUAAUACAAAAAUUUUGAAAGUUGCGAAAAAUAACAACAGAACUUACAAACCUGGUAAUUAUAGUUCUGAAAUUACAGAAGUUAAUGAAAAAAAAAAUUCUAAAAUAACUUCAAACAGUCGCAGAGUAGAUCAUCGUAGAUCAAGAACUAGAUUCAGGGAUGAUGGCGAUGUUACAAAAGAACUAGAAUCUUCCACACGAAAAAGCAAGAUUACUCCCUUCUUUACAAAAAGUGCUAGCGCAACAGAGAACAGUUUACAAGAAACCUUGGUACAGACUAAAAAGUUUGAUUUUUUGGCUGACGCUCGUAAACGCGGGAAUCAAAUUUAUCGCACAACUCAACCAUCGAAUAAUUCAAGCUCAAUAUCGAUAUCAACUACCAAACCAUUGGUUACAAGACUUGUCACUUCAAUAAUAGAAUCUGGAACUACAGAGAGACAAAAAAUUUCAAUUAAAAAGAAAUACUCUUCUUUGACUUCAACCACUUUUAUACCAAAAAUCACAAGUGGCUUGUCACAUUUAUUUUUACGCAAACAAAAAGAAGAACGAAAAAACUCAUUACUGAACGAAAUACCUCGUAGCUUCUCCACCGAACAAAGUAUCGAAUUUUCAACUUUACCAAUCGAAAGUGAAUUCGUGGAUAAGAAGUUUACUACAGAAUCUGGUGAAGAAUCAUCAUCAACAAUUGAAAUUGAAUCAGUUUUUAGUAAUCUCAUUGGACAUUAGAAAACGUAUUUAAUAAGUAUUCAGAGAUCAUCGUCUACACUGAUUAGUAUUAAAUCAUUUCAUCAAUAUGAUCUGCAACACUUUUAAAAUUUUAUUUUCUGAACACUCUUUUUGCUCUCUGGCCUGGUAACUUU